Molecule: messenger RNA, 1713 nt
Organism: Marchantia polymorpha subsp. ruderalis
Lineage: Eukaryota; Viridiplantae; Streptophyta; Marchantiopsida; Marchantiales; Marchantiaceae
Source: the annotation of a GenBank genome assembly
UUUCAUUAUCAUGGAAAUCUACAGUUUUCGCUCGGAAUAUCAGGAGCCUGCUUCAAACAGUCUUCUGGCUGUCUGGCUUUUGGCUGCCACACUGUGGCAGCCAAAAGUGUGGCAGCCACACUGAAAAAGAUUGUGCAAUGACUCCAGAAGGAUUUCAAGUUCGAGGGAUGGACUGUAAUCUGGCGAGUCAGCUGCAUUUACAAGUAGACAGAGGUGGAGAUUUUGUCGAGGCUUGGUUAUGUUCAGCGAGCUCUACGUGGAGGAAAAUUUCCAGCUAACAUGACUUCGACAGUACUUUGUCCAUUUGAUGUAGAGAUGAGGCUUCAGCAGGAAUCAGGACCACAGGGACUGAGUUACCAAGACUUCACGACGUCUGAAUUAGGAGCCUUAUCUCGGGCCCUGGUAGCUGGUUCUCCGAGGGAGCCAGCAGUAAAAGAUUUGAAAGAUUCUCACUUUCCUCUUGGAGCUGUUGGAUCCGCAGCUGGAGAGAGUGACUUUAGCAAGAGGUCGAGAUCUAGGACUGUGGAAUGGAGCCCAGUAGAAGUUUCAACUCUCAUCGAGGCUUACAUAUCAAUAUACGUCGUGAAACGCUUCUUGACGUCUAAGGAUUGGGCGGAGGUUACAAGGAUGGUCAACUCCAGAGUGCUGAAUGGCAACAGAUGCCCCGAUCAAUGUCGUGACAAGAUUGAUAACUUGAAAACAAAAUCAAGCAGGAGCGCAGUUAUAAAAAGUCAAUCAACAUGGCAAUGGUUUCGUAUCUUUGACGCCAUUAAUAAUGUUGGUCGAGAUCCAAGCUCUCAAAGCUGGGCCAUUUUACAUAUGAACGCUUGUGACUCAGACUUAAUACCUCUGCUGCAUGCACUACCAGUCCGGAGUCCUUGACUAUCUUCGCAGGCUCUUUCAGUGGCAUUACCACAGGCUAUGGCUCCCAGUCUGAUGGCAAUAAUCUCAACCGAGUUCGUGAUUCGAAAACAGUUGACAUUAGACCGAUCUUGGGUGAGCUGAAUGGACAUAUGACCAGAGCACAUUCAAUGAAACACAGAAUUUCAGAAAAGAACAUGAACACCGAGUCUGCAGAGCUCACGCGGUGUAAAAGACCAGCUAGCAAGAAAUGCAAAACCUUUUGCAGCUGUCAAGCGAGGAAGCAAGUAGCCUAAAGUAUUGGAAAAUUUGCAGAUGUCUUCGCGAAAGUGGAAAUGUACAAGGACAUCGAGGUCAUGCGGCAGGUGAUGCAGUUUAAGCUCACCACGAUCCUCCAGGAAAAUUCGAACAGAAAACCACAACGAACCUCUACUACAGAUCAUUUUGCAGGAACUGACAGUGUGCGCACGUGUCAUGUAACUCUACGCCUCACCUGCUGAGAGGUGCAACACCAGCGAGUAACUGCAUUCUAUGAUCACCGAGACUUAUGUGAGUCACUCACUAUAAAUGGAAAAAAGACUGGAACAGGCGUCGACAGUGGCUCCGCGAUGGUUUGCCUUUUCACGUUUUGAAUGUGGGUACCGUGACCAAGUUACCCAUCCUACAGCUUGACUGAUUGGAAGGCUGAAGAGGUCGCAUCCGGAAAGAGAGAUCUGCCAUAGAUUUGAUUUGGCAUGCAAAAGGAUGAUGCACGUUGAGCUUUGGUUGAAGCUUGGCAAGAUCUGAUUGAAGGAGACAUAAGAUAACAGUUUUUCACUACAAAGCUCACAUUGUUAUUGUGUGCAAUCAAUC